UUCCGCCCUUCCUCUUUGUCCAACCCUUCAUCUUCCUUCGUAUCCAUCCAUCAAGAUCGUUGUUCAAGGCAGAGAUCAAGAAUGGUGGUGUCAAAGAAGGGUGCUUUAGCGUACGAGGAAAGGCGGCAUGAGAGAUUGGAGCAGAACAAGAAGAAACUGGAGCAGCUCAAUCUCACCAAGCUCUCUCAAGCGCUCCACUCCACCAUUAGCCCCAAGCCCUCUCCUAUGAAGAAGGUGAAGCCGAAGGUGGCUCGACAGCCUGUGGACCCUUCUACCAUCCGACGGUCUAGUCGCGUCGCAGACAAGCCUCCCCCUAACUACAAGGAGGUUCCAAUUGAACCUUUGGGAAGGCCUAGACGCUAUCGCUAUUCGCGAAGGGAUUUGUCAAAUAGAGUUUAUGCAUCAGACGAAGAUAGAGAGUAUGCUCAGGAGAGAGCAGAGGUGUUACAAUCAGGUUUAGAUUCUAAAAUCCCAAGCUUUGUUAAGCCUAUGCUUCAAUCACAUGUUACCGGUGGUUUUUGGCUGGGGCUUCCAGUCCAAUUUUGCAAGACAUACCUUCCAAAGCGUGAUGAAACUGUUACCUUGGUUGAUGAGCAAGAAGAGGAGUAUCCCACCAAGUACCUCGCUGUGAAAACCGGGCUUAGUGGUGGAUGGAGGGGUUUCUCCAUUGAACAUGAGUUGGUUGAUGGGGAUGCCCUGGUUUUCCAAUUAAUUGAGCCUACAAAGUUUAAGGUCUACAUUGUAAGGGUAAAUCAAGCUGAAGACAGUAGCAACUGAUGGAAUUAGCAAAUAGCAUUUGCCUUUUGCUGCAGUUCCAAACUAAUUCGGCAAGCAAGCAAAAGCUCCUUCCUGCCAUGUUGUAGUUGGGAGGUUCAUGCUAUUUUUGCCAGUGAUUGUGGUUUAACUCUUUACUCUAUGUACAUGAGCAGGCUAGUUUGACAAUUAAAUUGAAAAUUAUUUGGAUGCUAUAAUAUAACCACUAAAAUCUCUUUUCUGUUUUCUUUUUA
This is a messenger RNA of Coffea eugenioides, 1007 nucleotides long. Its product is annotated as B3 domain-containing protein At3g19184-like. Bases 82 to 777 code for a protein of 231 amino acids. The transcript has 6 exons. The record is from RefSeq and is a predicted model, not a curated record. Gene Ontology annotation, molecular function: DNA binding. NCBI's taxonomy places the organism in Eukaryota, Viridiplantae, Streptophyta, Magnoliopsida, Gentianales, Rubiaceae.